UGAGGCACAGCUGCUUAGAGCUCCUCAACAGAUCCCGUCUGUGGCAGACAGUGAGCGAGUGAGUAGUGAGCGAGCUCGUGCGCGCCAGAGACUGACACGCGCGGAGAGGGAGAUCCAGCGUCCAGCGUCCGUUCAACUCACUUCGAGCACUGGCUGCUGUCCAUCAGGACCUGCUGAAAAUGAUUCGGACCGUCCUCUGUUUCCUCGGAUUGCUCAUCGGUGGCAGCCAAGGUGUCCUCCAGGUGUCAAUCUCGCUAAAGAAGGUGGAGCUGAGCGUCGGAGAGUCCAAGUUUUUCACAUGCACAGUGAUCGGGGAGCCUGUGAAUCUGGACUGGUAUAACCCACAGGGGGAGCGGAUGGUCCCGUCUCAGCGGGUGGCACUGCACAAUGAGGGUAUCCGUUCCAGACUCACCCUCUACAAUGCCAAAAUAGAAGACGCUGGAAUCUAUCGGUGCCAGGCCAGCGAUGUACAGGGACAUACAGAGGAGGCCACAGUGGUGCUGGAGAUAUAUCAGAAGCUGACGUUCAGAGACGUGAGGUCUCCCCAGGAGUUUCGACAGAACGAUGUGGCUGAAGUGGUCUGUGAUGUCACCAGCUCACCCGUGCCUGUGGUCUCCUGGUUUUACAACAACGUGGAGAUCCUUGAAGAUAGUGAGAAGUUUCAACUCUUACAAAACAACAAUCUGCAAGUCCAGAGAGUAACUAAAGCAGAUGAAGGAGUGUAUCGCUGCGAGGCCAGAGUCGAGGCCAGGGGAGAGAUUGACUUCCGGGACAUCAUCCUGGUGGUUAACGUUCCACCGGUUGUCUCUGUGCCGCAGCAGUCCUUCAACGCCACUGCGGACUAUGGAGAGUCUGUGACCUUCACCUGCCGGGCCUAUGGCUCACCUGAACCGGAUGUUACCUGGCACAGGAAGGGAGUGCAGCUCCAGGAAUCGGAGCGGAAUGUAAUGAGAGCUCGAGGUACAACGCUCACAGUUCGAAACAUUCAGCAGGACGACGGGGGCUCCUACACCUGCAAGGCCUCUAACAAGGCGGGAGAAGUUGAGCACGAGCUGUUUCUCAAGGUUUUUGUCCAGCCCCACAUUACUAAGCUGAGGAACGUGACGGCUGUUGAAGGCAGCGCUGCUAUGAUCUCCUGCAAGGCUGAGGGUGAACCUCUGCCUGAAAUCUCCUGGAGGAGAGCAAGUGAUGGACACAGCUUUUCAGAUGGAGAUAAGAGUCCAGACGGGCGUGUGGAGGUGCGAGGCCGUUAUGGCGAAUCCAUGCUGACUAUUGUUGGAGUCAGGCUAUCUGACUGGGGACGCUUUGACUGUGAGGCUCUCAGCAGAAUCGGUGGACAUCAGAAGAGCAUGUUCCUGGAUAUUGAGUAUGCACCAAAGUUCCAGACCAACCACACUAUAUUUUUCUCGUGGGAAGGGAACCCGGUCAACAUCAGCUGUGAUGUUCUGUCUAACCCUCCGGCCACAAUGCUGUGGAGACGGGAAAAGUUGACCAUCCCCAGUGAGGGUGCUGGAAAUAUGCGAGUGCACAGUGUCCCCGGAAAAUCGCUCCUAGAGGUUACCCCAAUGUCAGACAGAGAUUUUGGCCGUUACAACUGCACAGCCAGGAACAACAUUGGGAUGCGCUUCCAGGAGUUCAUCCUAGCUCAGGCAGAUGUUCCCUCAAACCCUUACUCUGUUCGGCUGAGCUCGGUGGCACAGCGCGUGGCCACAGUUACCUUCACCAAGCCUGACUCCCAUGGCGGUGUACCCAUCAGUUACUACCUGGUCAAAUACAAAGACAUCAGCUCACAGGACUGGAAGGAUGUGAAAUCACAGGGGACGCAGACAAUCGUGCUGCUUACUAACCUUGAGCCCAACACUACAUAUGAGGUGAGAGUAGCAGCGAUGAAUGGAAAAGGUCAGGGGGAGUUCAGCCGCACAGAGAGCUUUCAAACUCUUCCCAUACGAGAGCCAAGUCCCCCUUCGGUUCAGGGUCAACGAGGGGUGGGGAAGGCAUACCGGCUGGGUCUGGUCAAGCAGGACGAUGGAGGAAUGCCCAUUCUGGAAUACAUUGUCAAAUACAAAACAGACAAGGAAGAACAGUGGAUGACAAAACUGGUUCCAGGUGUGAAUGAUUUUGUGCUGCUGCAACCGCUCCAGUGGAAUACGCAGUAUGAGGUGGAAAUCACCGCCCGCAACGUCAAAGGCCUGUCUGAACCAACUUUUGUGAAGUUCUCCAUGCCUCAGAAACCUGAUAUCACAGCAGAUUCGCUGUUCAGCGGCCUAGGCCUGGGUGCAGUGGUUGGGCUGGGGUUAUCUGGCCUGCUGCUGCUGCUCGUGCUGGUGGACGUCAGCUGCUUCUUCCUGCGCCAGUGUGGCCUGCUCAUGUGCAUCACUCGCAAGCUCUGCAGCAAAAAGACAGCCACAAGCGGCAAGAGCAAAGAGCUGGAGGAAGGCAAAGCUGCCUACCUGAAAUUGCCACUGAAAGAAGAAAACGGCAAGGAGACUCUGAAACCGGACACGAUCGAGAUCAAAGUUCACGGUGACAACAGCCUACACAUGACACAGGAGGACAGUAAAGCGUAAUGGAGGCCCUGCUGUCCUCAAAAAAAACAAAAAAAACAUGCAAAGUGAGCCACCCAGAGACCAAUAGCAAGCAAACUAAUGAGAAUACAAGCAAGAACACGCCAACCAAUUGUAAGAUCGUUUGUUAGAGACUCCUCGUCUGGGGUAUCAGAAGAGGCCACGCGAUAACUGCAUUGUGAAACAUUUUUCGGAGGUUGUCGUUCAACAGACAGGCUCCCGUUUAUUUGUGCUUGUUCUUGCUUAUUUUGGGGCUUCUUUUUUUCAAAGCUUUGCUGUUGCUUUGAGUCUGAUUCUUGGUUGUUUGGAGGUCGGGUCUAUGCCGUAAGCUUCACGUUUUCUCUUAUUCUCAUUCCCUAUUUCUUUGGGAUCCGGCUGUUGCACUUUUUCAGUGUGGUUACGCAAAAAAAACAAAAAAAACAAAAUCCUUAAUGCGUCACUCAAAACUAAGCGUGUGGAAAUCCCCCAAUUUUUUCAGUCUGUGUUGUAGUUUUGGGUAACUGUUUCGGUAAUGUUUACUUUCUAGCCUUUUUGCCACUAUGUCUCACCCAAAUGCAAAUAAAAUUACAGAAUGCUCAGUAGCAAAGCAAGGAUCAACCACACUUGACCCCAAACUGAGUACAUGGUAAAUGGGUGACACAGGCCCAACUUGGUCUGAAUGAUGAAUUACUCAUAGAUUACAAGUGUAAUUGUGGUUGAAAAUAUGUCCUUGUUUCCAACACUGUUGUUUCAUCAGAAUCAGUGGAGCAUCGUUUGUGUCAUACUUUCUUGUGGAGAUAUCUUGGAAACAAACAAAAAAAGAAAGUGCUUUUCCUUUAGAACCGUGUGAAAGUUUGUAUGUGUGUGUCUGAGCAUGGCCGUGUUGUUGUGUCGGGGUGUGUUUGGAUGCGUGUAGUAGCGAGCAUGGAGUGUAGAAAGAUCAAGAGUGACAUAAAGAAAGUAGAGGUUGCCAAGUCUUAAAGGAUUAGGGAAAUAUGAAAAAUAAGUGUGCUGAUGUAAAUACUUGUUUUGUUUUGUUUUUUGUUUUUUUGUUUUUUUGAACAUUUCACAACAGGAAAAGAAAAUAUGAUUCAUUCCAGGUUCUGUCAUAGUGUCACACAUAAAUGAUGACAAAUUAUGUGCAUCAAAAUUGGCAAUCAGUGUAAAGGUAUUCUGUGUAAGUGAGGUUAUGGAAAGCUAAAGAAUGGCAGGUGGCCAAGAAGGUGGGUUCAGAUGAAUCACAGAGGUUUUAGCUAUACUUUUUUUUUUUUUUUUUUUGGAAAUCAAAUCCAUGCCAUUUUGGGAUAAUUUGAGCAAGGAAGUUUUGGUUGUAAGAUAGAUCAGGGGUCUGCAGGUGAUCAGGAUCUUAGUGUUGCAGUAAUAUGGAUGGAAAUGGCAUACUGCUAGACGCAUGCCCAUUUUACCAAUCAGAGUUUGAGAAAGAACUCUUGAUAUCCAUCUUAAUGUUCAGCAUAUUCACUUUGGUUUGGGCCAGCUAAUUUCUUCAAAAAACAAUUUUGCACAUAUUUUUUCAUAAACACCAGGCUCUCCACAUUCAGCGCAAUAGAACAUUGUGGAAUGUUGCCCAUUUCUUUUCAGCAGUCUAAAGGGAGCACUCCAUAUGCCCAACUGUACUUGUGGAAUUCUUGUAAUCCAGUGUAAUUUUCCUUCUGUAAAUAAAAGUGUCCCAAUAUUAAAGUUUAAA
This is a messenger RNA of Pimephales promelas (fathead minnow), 4248 nucleotides long. RefSeq names its product neural cell adhesion molecule 2b (gene ncam2b). The record is from RefSeq and is a predicted model, not a curated record. NCBI's taxonomy places the organism in Eukaryota, Metazoa, Chordata, Actinopteri, Cypriniformes, Leuciscidae. Gene Ontology annotation, molecular function: protein binding. Gene Ontology annotation, biological process: cell adhesion. Gene Ontology annotation, cellular component: neuron projection; membrane.